Molecule: messenger RNA, 1974 nt
Organism: Colletotrichum higginsianum IMI 349063
Lineage: Eukaryota; Fungi; Ascomycota; Sordariomycetes; Glomerellales; Glomerellaceae
Product: integral peroxisomal membrane peroxin
Exons: 3
Coding region: 1-1974 (657 amino acids)
Biological process (GO): peroxisome organization
Cellular component (GO): peroxisomal membrane
Source: RefSeq, a predicted model, not a curated record
AUGGCUGCCUUUGAAACGCCCUGGCUAGUCCAUAUGUCGACCCCGAAAGCCCACCGCGGCGCCGACGCCGAUUCCGUCAGCGAUCCCUCCCAAACUCCCGGACUCGACGGCACUCCCUCUGGUGCGCCCCCGACCUAUGCGACCUUCUCUCCCGUCACCCUCGCUGCAACGACCCCGAGCCGCUCCUCCCGCCAAUCCACCAUAAUCGUACAUCAGAAAUCACCCCUCCUCUUGGCCACCCCGCCGCAAAUCACCCGCGCACUAGCAUACUCGCACCCCUUCCUGCUGCCCCUCAACAAGCUCGCGGGACUGUUGACAUGGACAUCCGACGAUCCGUGGGAGAGCUUCCUGCUGCUUGCUUCUUUCUGGGCCAUAGUCCUUUACGGCGACACCGUAGUGCGCGUCGCCGGGCCUAUCGUCCUCGUUCUGACGUUGAUUCUCGGCAUGUACGGCCGCCGUUUCAGUCCGUUAAGCAGCAGCGGAUGGACUGAGCCAGCUUCCAAAGACGCUGCCGCGGCGCAGAACACGGCAGGCGCGGCUGCGGCCAAGGGCCAGAAGGGCGCGCCCAAGACCAAUGCGAAUGCGACCGCGGCCAAGGGACACCAUAGAGGCGAGUCGGAGGCGACGAACACGAGACACCAGAAAACGCUUGACGAGAUUGUCGAGACACUCAAGGAGUUUACCGGGCGGUGUAACGUCCUGCUUGAGCCCCUCCUCGAGCUGACCGACUUCCUGAGCACCCAGCGGACACCCACGUCGGCCACGACACGGCCGGCCUUGACGACACUUUUUGUGCGAAUAUUGUUCUGCACCCCGUUCUGGGCCGCUCUGACGCUGCCGCCGUUCCGCAUCAUCACAACGCGGAGGGUGGCUCUACUAUUCGGCACUCUGGUGCUGACAUGGCAUGCCAGGGUCAUGCGCGUCGCCCGGACGCUUCUGUGGCGCAGCGCAACGGUCCGCAGGACGGCGGCUCUGGUCACCGGACUCACCUUUGAGAAGCCGGUCAAGACCGUCCCCGUAGAGAUGACGGUCGAAGCAGAAGACGGCAAGGUCCAGGCCAAGCGGCCCGCUGCAUCCGAGCUCACCAAAGCCCUCCGGAAACAAUCGCACAAGCACGGCAACAACGCCACAAGCAGGGACGCCGGGGUCAAGUUCACCUUCAUCAUAUACGAGAACCAGCGCCGCUGGGUGGGGCUCGGCUGGACGCAGAGCAUGUUUGCCUAUGAGCGGUCGGCCUGGACGGACGAGCAUAACAACCCCGUGCCGUCGCGCGACACAUUCGAGCUCCCCGAGGUGGAAGACGGUAGUAACAUGCGCUGGCGAUGGGUCGACGGCAGCAAGUGGAGGGUCGACGGGGUGCCCGACGACGGGACGGAGCCGGUCGACUACGACGGAGAGGCCGGGAGGAACGGUUGGAUCUACUACGACAACAAGUGGCAAAAUGGCCGCCGCGGCGCCGAUGGAUGGGGGCGAUGGACACGGCGCAGGAAGUGGUACCGCGACGCCGAGUUGGUGGAGGUCUCGGAAGACGACGUGGCACACGAACUGGAUGCGUCACAAGCACCGCCGAACCCUCGGCAACCCGGAUCCCCGACGAUGAGCCCGCCGGGACCUGCGCUGACGACACAGAGGUAUAGCACGCUCGAAGAAAAGAUGGUGUCCCCCAUGCACUCGGCGCAAGACCUGACGCUGUCGGACAAGGACCUCGAGAGGGAAAAAGAUGACGCGGCAUCGACGCUGUCCACUAGCUCGGGCGGGCGGUCGUUCUUCAAGGCGCCGUCACUGAGAAGGAAGGUCACGGAUAAGAGCGUCGCGGGCAAGGCGGACAAGGAACAGGACCGCAGCCGCAGGGCGAGCGAAGCCAAAAGCGAGGAGGAGGCAUCGGCGCUGGGGCUGAAGCUUAACCUCGCGUUGCAAGGCAAGGACGGUGGGCAGUGGGGGAUAGGCGACGAGGCGAGGAUGAACCUCGAAUGA